Messenger RNA from Carassius gibelio (silver crucian carp), 7423 nucleotides. Its product is annotated as RNA-binding protein Nova-1. The coding region runs from base 564 to 2051 and encodes 495 amino acids. Gene Ontology annotation, cellular component: cytoplasm; nucleus. The transcript has 4 exons. NCBI's taxonomy places the organism in Eukaryota, Metazoa, Chordata, Actinopteri, Cypriniformes, Cyprinidae. The record is from RefSeq and is a predicted model, not a curated record. Gene Ontology annotation, molecular function: mRNA binding. Gene Ontology annotation, biological process: mRNA splicing, via spliceosome; regulation of alternative mRNA splicing, via spliceosome.
AGAGCUCUGUCACCCGAGCAGACACUGCCGCGCGCUGGCCAAGACUCUCGCAUCUCUGAAACAAAAUCUUCUCUUUUACACUUAAAAACAAACGGAUUGACACCGUCAACAGCAAUACAACAUUUCCAGAACCCUGUGCCGCUUCGCGGAGACCGAAAAAGGCCGAGCGAAACAAUUUUGUUUUGAACUGUCUUUUUGUUCUGAUAGUGAAUCUUGAUUUGUUUAUCUUUUAGUAGUUUAUCAGGGACUGGUCGCGAGAAUCUUUUUUGAAGAGGGCGCUGUGCGUGUGCGUAAACACAGGCGUCUCAAGUCUCGGGUACGCGCUAAUGAAUAGACUUCACUGAAUGGAUUUUUAUAUUUAGAGUUUAAUGCGCCUCUUAUCCCAGCGGGAAAUAUUGGGCAGCGAGGCAGAAACGGACGCGCUCUGCGACCUCGCGGCAUGGCAUUUUUAUGACAUUUGAAGCUCUUAGAAUCCAUGCGGACAGGAGACUCUGACCGAUUUGUAUGUGCUUUCUAACGGGUUCCGGUGCGCUAACGUGGUGUAAACUCCAGCCGGUGAAAAAAUGAUGGCUGUCGGGGCAGUUCAGCAGAACAUGAUCUUCUCUACUCCUCAGCACCUCUCACAGUCGCCACACAUGGACCCGGAUCUCACGGAUUCCCGAAAGAGACCCUUGGAAACACCGACCGAGGCGAGCAGCACCAAGCGCUCCAACAACGGCGAGGAGGGUGAAUAUUUCCUGAAGGUGUUGAUUCCCAGCUAUGCCGCUGGUUCAAUCAUCGGUAAAGGGGGGCAAACCAUCGUGCAGCUUCAGAAAGAGACUGGAGCCACCAUCAAACUGUCCAAAUCUAAAGACUUCUACCCAGGUACGACAGAGCGUGUUUGUUUGAUUCAGGGUACGGUGGAAGCUCUGAAUGGGGUUCAUAACUUCAUCGCUGAAAAGGUUCGCGAGAUGCCUCAGAGCAGUCAGAAGACCGAACCAGUCAGCAUUCUCCAACCACAGACUACUGUUAACCCUGACCGUGUUAAACAGGCUAAACUGAUCGUGCCCAACAGCACAGCAGGACUCAUCAUCGGUAAGGGUGGGGCAACAGUUAAGGCUGUGAUGGAGCAGUCGGGAGCCUGGGUACAGCUUUCUCAGAAACCUGAGGGCAUCAAUCUGCAGGAGCGUGUCGUGACAGUGAGUGGGGAGCCAGAGCAAAACCGCAAGGCCGUGGAGAUCAUUGUUCAGAAGAUCCAGGAGGACCCACAGAGCAGCAGCUGUCUCAAUAUCAGUUACUCCAACAUCACCGGCCCUGUGGCCAACUCCAACCCAACCGGAUCCCCCUUCGCCAACUCUACAGAGGUAUUACCCAACGCCGCAGCAGCAGCUACAGCCUCCACGCUCCUUGGCCAGGCGAGUCUCGCGGGCAUGGGUGGGUUCCCUACGGCCAUGUCAAGUCUUUCGGGUAAUGAUCUGCUUGCCAUUACAUCUGCUCUGAACACUCUGGCCAGUUAUGGCUACAAUACCAAUACACUGGGGCUUGGCCUCAACCCGGCCGCUGCAUCUGGGGUUCUUGCUGCCGUUGCAGCUAGCGCCAAUCCAGCGGCUGCAGCGGCUGCCAAUCUGCUUGCUACAUAUGCCAGUGAGGCUUCUGGAGGGGGCGGCCACCCUGCCGGACCUAGCUUAGGGGGCUUCUCACUGGGCUCCCUAGCAGCCGCCACAGGGGCGUCUAAUGGUUACCUGAAUCCCUCAUCCCCGCUGGUGGCAUCAUCUCUGCUGGGCACAGAGAAGCUGGCAGAAGGUGGAAAGGAGGUGGUGGAGAUCGCUGUGCCGGAGAACUUGGUCGGUGCUAUCUUGGGAAAAGGCGGCAAGACUCUCGUGGAGUAUCAGGAGCUGACAGGGGCACGGAUUCAGAUCUCCAAAAAGGGAGAGUUCAUUCCAGGCACACGCAAUCGCAAGGUGACCAUUACAGGGUCGCCGGCAGCAACGCAGGCUGCCCAGUAUCUCAUCAGCCAGCGAAUCACAUACGAGCAAGGCGUCCGUGCCACCAACCCUCAGAAGGUGGGCUAGGGAUGGACAGGAGUGGGGAGGGGAACGACGAAAGCGAAGGAAACCAGAGAGAAUGAAUAGAUGACUGAAUGAAUAUAAUAUAGAGAGAACGGGAUGGGUUCCAGCAAGAAACAUGUUCAAAUAUUUAAACACAAAAUAAGGAACGAUUACAAAACAAAUGAAAAACGAUCUGAUGGAACUGUGGAUAGAUAAUCUGUUUGGGGAGAAAUUUGAUAUUUUGUGACUUAAAUUCUGAUGUGUUUUUAAAGUUGUGUUACGUUGUGUAGGUCAGAGUAUCGUGCCCUGGGGCAUUCAGAGGAGGAGGAGAUCAGACCUCACUUCCUCUCUCUUAGCCAGGGUCUUUUGGAUUUUAUGUUCAAUUUUUGGCUUCCAUUACACAACCCUUACAGUUUAAUUCAUAUUUAAUCCACACCCUGAGCAAGGAAAUUGGAGUUUGAAGCAGUCCCCAUUUUGAUUUCAGUAAACUCAGUCUCCGAAUCUGUUGUGUAGUCCUGAAAUGAAAAGGAAGAUACCUUUCAAAGAUUUCCAUAGGUAUUGGCAUUUCCAUUAUUGUUUUCAACUGAGACUUAAUCUCAAACACCUGGAAAAAAUCUCUAUUAUUCUCCAUUAUGGUCAUGUUUUCUCAAACCUGUGAAUCCAGGUUGACCUGAAUGUAUAAAGACUUCCUGACAUUGUUGUUUUUUAUGUGUAAAUAGAGCAUCAAAUUGAGAUGCUUUUGAGAGUAGAUAACUAACCUUCAGCCACAGACAGACAGAGAUGGAUAUCACAUGUCAAAGUUCAGAAACUCAACAUUAGUGAACUGGAAUGUAAUACACAUACAUACAAGUGCAGUUUAGUCAUGGUUUCCCACUUUGGUGCUAUAAGAAAACACAUUUGAACAGAUUUUGUUGUCAUUCUACUGAUUUUAGUAUUUAUGGGAGAGUUUUGUUGAGCCCUCAUGGAUUAUUGGGGGCAUUUUACGAUUUACUCAAGACUGAGAGUGAGUGGAUAAUCAAAAGAUCCCAACAGAGCAGAGACACAACAGUAGGAUCUUAAAAGUGGUCUGUUUUGUCUCAUUGACUUUUAACUCUUACUACUACAGAAAACCUUUGGACACUACCAAGGAAUUAAAGUCCUUAGAAUCCUGAACUUGAAAAAUAAUUGGACCUGUUUAGACAGAUGUACCUCUUAACUCCUCCUCUUUCCUGAUUGGAGGAGCCAGGCAAUGUCUGUGCCUGUUUUGUUUGAAAGGAGCUCAGGUUGUCAUACCUCAUGUUUGUGAAGAAGGAGAAAGAUUUCCAGUUUGUAUGCAGUACAGCAAAGUCUUGGGUGUAUAACCGAUGCCACCUCGUUCACAUCGAAGUGAAUCCCUGUUUGUGUCAGACUGGCAGCAGAGGUGCGGCUGAGGUAGUGAACGAGAGACUAAAACGACACAGCUUUUGUAACCUGUGUGAACUCAUUCGAAGGCCGGAGGAUGCUACUGUAAUGACUGUCGACCUUCAGCCUUCUUCAGUAAAGCAGCGUUGCUGCGAGGUGAACUCUGGCAGGCUAACUGAUUAUAAUUCUGCUUCCUUUGAGAAACCAAACUGCAGGCCGUAGUGUCAGACGCACAGCUCCCUUUGCCCAACAUUCUAAAGCAUUGCUGGAGAGUUUCACGAGCUCUCCACAUUUUCAUCAGUUGCACAGACUGGUGGUCAUAGUUACUCAUUAGUUAAUUCCACAGUUGUACACUGCAUCAAAAUCUUUGCUGCUAACAGCAUUUUCAGUCUUGCCAGCAAUUGGCUCUUGCAUGGAGAGUAAGCAGGAGCUCCCGUACAGGGCGAGUGAUCGUCUCUGAACCACACUGUGAAUCCAGCGGCCUGACGCUAUCGCAACUAUGGAAUGUACUGUACAUACUUCACACCAUCGAGAAUGUGUCCACCGAGACACGGCGUGACGGAAUAAAGCAAUGAAACCGAGCGAGCACAAGAACACGGGCCACGAGGCUCCGCUGUAGGAACGUCUACCUGUAGUGUACCUUGCUCUUUCACAAAACCAGAGGUCACUGAGGGUCUGAUCCCCCACUCCCUCCCACCCCGGCACCCAGGCCUGUCAUUAAUUAGCAGAUCUCCAUUUGAACCCUGGACUUCUAUUUAUAACAACACUGCACAUCCCAAUCUACUGCUGACCUACAUACACACUCUAAAAGACAUUCAUCAUCUCCCUCCAACUACCAGCCCUCUAAUCUACUCACUAGAGGGGAAGCGGAAACGUAGAAAAAGGAGGGAAGAGAGAGGGAGAGAGAGAUAGGGUGAGAGAGUAACCUAUUUAUAUCCAUUACAUAAUUGUGAGGAAUAUUAACAUUUCCACAACUCUGAUUAUUGCUGUUUAAAUACCGUUCAACAUAUCAUUUAACAUGCCAUAUGCUUAAAGUACUCCCAAACUGUUUACUAUGUUUCAGUACCAGCCGUGAGAUAUCAGGUUCUCCAAAUAUUAAUUAUUGUUCAGUUCUGUUUGGAGAUCAAACUGUGUACCUGAUUUCAGAAGCACAAGCACUUGGUGCAGCAAUAUGAGGAUAAUAUGAUUACAGAAAGGGAGAUGUAAUUUAUAUUUGGAGAAAAACAGUUCGAUUUGUGGACACUCUUGACAUUAAGAUUAGUUCUGUCUCUCACUCUCUCUGUGUCCUUCCUCUGUCUUUGCACUACCUCUUUUACUUCCCUCAUGUCUUGCUCUCUCACCAGUUUUCUAGCUUUGGGUUUGUCUCUCCGUUCCACUUUCGCUUUCUUCCCCUCCAGGCUGCUGGUCGCCACGGAUGUGUUGUGUGUGUGUGUUUACUGCGGAGGGUGUGUGUCUCCACAGGGGCCAAUGGGUAUUCUGCCCUGUCGUGAAGACCAUACCUCUGGAUUAAUACGCCACAUAGUCUAACAUUAAUACACGUGAUCAGAUUCUCAUGCUCUCUGCCUGAUUGAUUCAGUAUUCUACCUUAAACUAGCUAGAACAGGGAAUCUGUGCUCUGAGAGAACGUAGAGGUUUGUAAACCCAGAGCAAAGAACUCUGGGUAAAAAAAAAAAAAAACGAAACAAACAAAAAACAAUAACCUAUGGGAGAUGGAUGUGACAGCCACCUCAAACUCAGACGAUGACGUCAGUGUCGUUUGUACUCUGGGUUCUCUCUCCUCUCUCUGAGAACUAUCGAAGAUCAUUUCUGCAUUUUCCCUUAGUUUUUUAAAAAUGAAACUGUGGAAACCGUCGCGUCUCAUGUUCUUUGUGUAUUUUGGUGUAGUUCCUCUAGUUUGUGGUCUAAAUGCAGUCUUGCGCUGUUGGUUUCAGUGUGUGAUUAUCCGUUAUACUCGUGUGGAUGAUGAAAGUGCCAAUCAAGCCUGGUUAAGAUUAGCUUUGCGAUUUGUUUGUGCAUUAGAGUUGCUCUCUUUGGAGUGCUGGUGUCCAUAUCUACGUCAUCGAUAAUUUUAGAUCGACUUAAAAUGUAAAGAACUAUUGGAAGCAAUAUUGUAGCAUGUUGUCAAGUUUUGUGUUUUGUUAUGUCCGUUGUAUGAGCCUUUGGAUUUACUACAAAUUUUGAAUGAAUAGGUUUACAUGUACUUUUUUGUAAUACCGUAAGUAAAAAAAAAAAUGAAAAAUAAAAAAUGCUGCUAUUUGAUAAGUGAAAUAUACAGAAAUAUUUUAGUUGAGAAAAAAAAAAACGUCUGGUCUGUUGAUUAGGAUUGUUCUCGUUUUUCGACAGGGGUAUAAACGAGGUGUAUCUAAUAUUAAUGACAUAGACGCAGUAAUAAUAGUCAACCUGUGCCAAACUAGACCUUUACAGCUUCUCGACAUGUAGGUGUGUGAUGAAACAUUAGAUAUCGUUUAACUUAUUUAAAAGCAUUGAACAAGUGCCAAUCAAUCAAUAUCUUUUAGUUCCAAUGAAAAGAUAAUCAGCGAAGAAAAAAAAAAAGACAGCGCAAUGUUAGCAUUGUUUUAACCCCAUAGCUGCAUAGACUAAGAGAAGAAUUGUUUUAUGCAUCCAUAUGGUUUUAAUACACUCAGUAGAGGCAUCCUGUGCAUUUGUUUGACCUGUGGCUUCCGCACUGCUUUUAAGUCAUUGUCCUUGUAGGUCGGCAUGGAGUAGGCAUACAUAUGUUAUACGCAUUCAUAACACAGCCAUUUAUGAAAGUGUGUUUUGUGGAUUUAGGUGUUAUCUUUUUGCACGUCUCUAUUGCAUGAUAUCCAAGUGAAUUAUUGAGGGGUGGGAAAUCAAAACAGACAAACAUGAAAAAAUAUACAUAUAUGUAUAUAUAUACACGUCUUGCGUCGCUCCGAGAAACGGAGCACUCUUUCUUUCGACCACUUCAUUUGUGUUUCUCUGGUUUGUACUGCUUCUGUUUUUCUCGGUCAGAUGGGUGUGGUCUUCUAAAGGCCAGUACACAUAGGCGGCUUGAGAACUGCAGUGUAACCAUGGGAACUGGAGUCAAUCAGGAAUUCAUAAAAGUGAGAGGAUUCCAGAUUUUCCAAGGUUGGAAUGUGUACGUACAUGUGAGACUCCAUCUCUCUGCCUCUAAUUUCAGGGGAAAAUACCACAUGCAUGGAAACGUCAUUUGAGUUCAGUAUUUUGGCUAUGGUCGUUUUUAUUCGUACGAGGAGUUACGUUCAUCGGUUUCAGACUUCUCUAGUUUCUCAGCUUGAUUCUCCUAACCCCACAUGUAAUUAUGAAUGUAUUUACAUUUGCAUUAACUGAAACAAAAUGUUAUUUCAAUGUUAAAUGUCUUUUUAGGUGUGAUGUUUACGGCGGAGGUUGUAAAGUUCAUGUAGCUCGAUCAUAUCUGUCAGUGUUAGGAAGGCCCAGAGCCACAUUAGCACCCAAAAUUCAUUUCUAUCUCUUCCUGUCUGCUGAUGCAUCAAAUGCACUUUACUGAGCAUUAGGUCCCAUCACAAACACACACAGUGUAACCUUCUACUGGAUGCAAAACUGAACCAAGCAACCUGUUUUUAACAUGGAGAACUUUGACAGAUAUAUUGUUGUUUUUCUUGUUGGUGUGUUUUUAUUCUUUUCCCUCUUUGGUGUUUGUAAAUGAGUUGUACUUUUUUAAAGUGUGUUUAUUUUUGUAUUUCUGUUCAUUUUGGGGAGGAGAGGUCAGAAAGAGAGUGUGUGUGAUAUCUGUCCUGCAUUCCACUGUCUCUCCUGUUACAUUCCCUUCUGUGUGUAUGUGUGUGUGAGUGUGAGUGAGAGCGUUUGCAUGGGUGUGUGUGUGUUUGUGAGUGUCAAGAUAAUGACACGCAGACACUCUUGUUACCAUUGUAAUUGCCAACUGUGUGAAGCUGAACUGCUUUGAAAGUGAAAGGUGUUAUUUUUGAUUUUCAAAACUGUACGUUCUGUUCAGUUUAGAGGAAUGGAAAAUAAAUUGCAGAAACCUCUGAAAA